This is a messenger RNA of Zeugodacus cucurbitae (melon fly), 13820 nucleotides long. RefSeq names its product ubiquitin carboxyl-terminal hydrolase puf (gene puf). Gene Ontology annotation, cellular component: cytosol; nucleus. The transcript is spliced from 26 exons. The coding region runs from base 625 to 12840 and encodes 4071 amino acids. The record is from RefSeq and is a predicted model, not a curated record. Gene Ontology annotation, molecular function: cysteine-type deubiquitinase activity; cysteine-type endopeptidase activity. Gene Ontology annotation, biological process: protein deubiquitination. Lineage: Eukaryota; Metazoa; Arthropoda; Insecta; Diptera; Tephritidae.
AAGAUAUUCCAGCCGGCAAUGAAUAGUGGGUGGUGUUUGGGAAAAGGACGUCUGGCAACCUGCUAAGAAAUAACGUACAUCGACUUCCUCCACUUCUCAUUUCUCGAAAGCAGAAAAUGUAACGAUAAGAAAAAAGACACGAAAAGCGUCAAAAAGUGAAAAGUGAGGAAUUCUGCGCGAGAAGAAAGGAAAGGAAAAAUUCUUGUGUGAAAAAUUGUUAUUUCGAAAAAAAUCAUCAAUUGAAAUAAAAGAUUAUUGCAUUGACGAACGCUGAAAUGCAAGGAGUUGUAUUCACCGAUAUCUUUUUGAGUAAAUGGGAGUCGCAGUAGUGAAAAUCCCGACGAGGCAGUGUAGCAAGCAAAGAAACUCGGCUAAGGUAGUAAUUGUAGACUCGGACCAAUACCAGCAAAUAAAAAAGCAGAGACAACGGCAGCAGCAACGACCACAACAGCACAGAAAAAGACAACGUCGGAGCGGCCGUUGUGGCUGAAUAAAAGACGAGCCAACGGUAGCGGUAGCUCCACCGCCAUCGACAGCAAACAAGUGUAAUUGCAAAGUGCAACUACGGCUGCAUAAGAGGGUGGCGGAGAUCUGAGCGUGUAACAAUAAUUAUAAAGUGGAACAAUGUGUGACGUUUGCUCAGAUUUUCUGCAUUUGCUGGAGUCGUAUGAAGUUCGUAUAACCAGCAACGAUGCAAAACAUUCGAUUCUUUUAAAGAGUGAAAUUGAAACCGCUUUCGGUUAUAUACAAGCAUGGCCGCAACGCCAGUGUAUGUGUCUAUAUCGCGAUCCGAAAAAUUUUGAACGUUUCAAUCUUGUCGUCCAAUCUAUGAUAUGCUUAGCAGUACAUCAUUUAAAGCAUAUUGAACGUUUAAUAGAUGACUACAAGCGACUGACAGCUUGUAGUUUAGGUCAGACAACAAGUGCUGCAGCUCAGGCACAGAACAAUGCGCAAAGUGCAGGUGCUGGCACCUCAGACAAAGGCACAACUCUAACAACAAAUAAUAACACGGAUAAAGAUUCAAUAGACUCGGUAGAACAAGUUCCGAAAGGUAAUGUGGACGAUGAAGACGACAAUGUUGAAGAACAAAGUGAGCGUAAGAAACCUAAAAGAGAUGCUAGUUCAUCUCCACCUUGUGUAUCGCCUUCAUCACGCAACACCAAUUCUCCAAUAGUUCCAACAUCACCGCCACCCCCCGCACCAUCAAUGCACCUACCGCAAUCGAAUACAAAUAUAUCAUUAGCAGGCGCAGGACAAAAUGCUGAAUCGAAUUCUUAUAAAUCUAAUUUAAACAGUGGAUCAUCCCCAUCAACUUCGCUAUCGCAAAUAACUGAAGAACCAUGGAUAUUACCAGAAGUAGAGAAACUCUUCAUUUUAGUGUCGAAAGUGUUUCUGUUGAAUUUCCCAUUGUACAUUGCUUACAAGCAUGGUACGCAUGCGCGUCUGGAUGACAUUUCUGCUGAGGAGGCGCAGCAUUUGGCAAUCUUUUGUGAUUUACAUGACAAUGAGAUACCCGUUUACUUGCUCCGUAAUAUAACGUUGUUUUGUAAUUCGGGAGGUUUCGCCGCAAUGAUGUUGUGCUUUGAGCAGCCUGAUCUGCCAGUCACUACUGCCCAGGCUAUUACUGCCACGGUUUCAAAUAUAAAACUCUGGUUAAAUUACGGCUGCAUUGUACAGUUGUUUGUACCGUUGCGUAGUCGCGUAUUGCAGUACAUGUGCAAGUUGUCGGAUCAAAAUUUACGCUCAGCAGCAACACGAGCCAUGGCCGACUUUGUAUGGUCUGCUGUGCGUGAUCCGCUAGAUGCGUCGGUCACUUUCGAUGUGGAAGGUCUAGCUCUGGCAUUCAAGUACUUCACAUCAACUACGCUAACAAUGCGAUUGGCAGGUAUGGCACAGAUAAAUGCACAUAUAAAUCUAUUCAACGAAAUCUGCACUACUGAAACUGUUGGUGAGGUUGAGAUUGUGGGACAGAAAAUCGCCAACUGGCUUACCGAAAAUCAGAUUAUACAACAUCUCUUCGGACCAAAUCUACAUGUCGAAGUAAUCAAACAAGCGCACGUCGUUCUGAAUUUUCUUGCAGUGGAAAAUCAAAUUACCGAAGAGCAUAUCAAACUAAUAUGGCAAGCCACACAGCUUAAACAUUGUUCCAAGACCAUUUUUGAUAUUUUGCCGGCACUGGUGAAGAAUCUGGCACCACGUCCAGCCAUGCAUUUGUAUUCACUACUGUGUCGCAUGGAUCCUAAGGAGCACACCGAACAAAGCAUUUAUAUUGCAUCGGCACUUACGAAACUCAUUUGGUCACGCGAUAAUUCGCGCGCACAGAUGAGCAUGAUGCAAGACCAUCUGUUGGCCGCACAUGUCACUGCUUCCAGUUCGGACAGCGGCAGCAUGGACGGCAGUAAUUCGGACGAUGAUCCCGGCAAUGGUGAUGAUAGUAGUUUAGCUAGUGGUACGCGCAAAAGCCCGAUAGACAUAGAAAAUGUGGGUUCGGACACUGGCGCACCGCCUCCCUGUAAGCAGGCUCGUCAUAGGCGACAUGUCUGCGAGGCCAGCCCGGAAGACAAAGGAGGACGCUCAAAUGUUGAGGACUUGAUUAAUAAAAAGAUCGAUAUUAAAAUGCAAAAUCAUCGCAUUGUGAACAUUAUUGACAAUUCAAGUAGUGAGGAAGACAUGCAACAAGCCGCACUGGACGUGCAAUUGCAUCGUAAAAAGUCACGAAAGCGUCGAAAAAACAAUUUGCCGCUAACCCGUUUGCCACACGAAAUUGUCGAAGCUAUUUGGGAUGGUGGCGAGGAUGAGGAUGCCAGCAGCGAUGAUGCUGACGAUGCCGACGAAGCUGACGGCGAAGUUUUAAAUGACAGCGACGACUGCAGUGACACCGGCGGCCAAGUUGUGCCCAGCGCCGUAUUGAAACAUCUGCGCGGCGAGGGUCCCUACAUACGCGCCAUCGAUGAGACUCAUAUUAGUGAACUGCUAAAUGGUGCCGAAAUCGAUGGCUAUUCAUCGCCUAUGAGUAAUAAAUCCGAAAAGAAUAUGGCCGACUUUGAUGACGAAGAUGUGUCGCCGUGUGAGGAGGAAUUGAGCCAACUGCAUGCAUUGCGUGUUUCGCACAAUUGCGUACCGCCUGCAUUUGCCGCUGCUGCUAUGGCUGCGGCACAUUCGAGCAUACAACAACAACAACAUCAACAAUUACAACAACAAAAAUCCGUGGAUGCCGACGCUGCGGAUGUUGGCGCGGGCGUUAAUGACGCCGCCGUGGCGCGAGUGGAUACUGAUUUACAGCAACAAGUUGCGAAUGUCAAUGCGGCUGCUAUUGCCGCUGCGUUGGCAGCAGUAAUGGUGCGGCGCACUGGAGAUGCCGGCGAUGUGGACAUGUUGGGCAAUAGCGGUAAGGCUAUAUCGCCACAAGCUCAGUUUGCCGGACGUGUGUUGCAGAGCGGUGCACAACCAGGUGGGUCCCAAGCAAUACCGCUGUCACCACAACAGACACCACCGCAAGCCCAACAGCCUUCUUUCAAAAUCAACGAUGUCUGUCAGCCGGGUAAUACUUUGCUUUGGGACUUGCUGCAAGAUGACAAAAUCUUUCAGUUAGGCGAAACGCUAGCACUUGAGGCUGAGAAGGCACUAGCCACUUUGCUAUGCUUCAGCAUGGACCGACAGUUGCGCACGAAAUUCAUUGAAGGUUGUCUGCAAAACUUGGCCAGCAAUCGCAGCGUUGUGGUGAGUCUGCGCCUGCUGCCUAAGCUCUUCGCAUCGUUUCAGCAUUUUCGUCCCGCCGACACACAUCAUGUGACUAUGUGGGCCGAGAGGCAGCAUCGCAUGAUGUAUCAUUUCUUCAAUAACAUAAAAUUUUAUGCUAAACGUCACGCAGAACUGCAAAGCAAGGCCGGCGCCGGUGGUGGUGGUGGUGGUGGUGGUGAAACCCCACCUGAAGCGAUCAUGUACUCACAUAAGACACAAGUGUCGGUGCGGCUGCAUUUCUUGUCUUCCAUAUUUUCAACGUUAGGCUCGCCAAAAACCUUUCGGUUAACUUUGGAACAAGUAGAUGCCUUGUGGGAGUGGCUGGCGCACGAUAGCGAAUGCGCCGACUGUUACUUCUCUUGGUUGCAGAGUCAGGCUAAGGGUGGCGACCAGCAUGCUUUGGGUAUUGAUGCACUACAACAUUUGUAUUUAAAGAAGUUACCCGAACUGCGUCCGGAAGAAUUCUCCAUGGUGGCACUCGGCCUCUUCCAACAGCUGUGCAGUUUGGCGCGCAUGGCUAUUGCACACUAUGAGAAGCAAACCGACUCAAUAUCAUCGACAUCCUCCAACAUUGUCGGCAUGUAUCAUCUGUGGAAGAUCGCGUUGCGUGCACACAACACCGAAGUGUCGCUGGCCGCUAUACAAUACAUCAAUAUGUACUAUAUGGGGCAACAGCUGCGCUUGGAGAAGGAGUUUGUGUCACAGUGCAUGGAUAAUUUGGUGCAAGCAACCAAUACUUUGGAAAACAACGAGGAUGAGAACGCAUUGAUGUGUGUGCAGCGUGGCUUGAUGCUACUCAAUACACAUCUGGAGACAUUCCGUCGGCGCUAUGCAUUCCACUUGCGUCGCUGGGCCAUUGAGGGCAAAGGAGUCUGUUCGCAUAGCAAUCUGAAGAAUGAAGCCGCUGGCCCGGCCAUACGUAUCGUCUUGCAACCGGCUGGGCUCUCCGAAAAAUCCGUCCUGCACAUGCAUGCGUGCGAUUUGAUUGCUGAAUUGAAGGCUGAAAUAUCGAAGUGGUGGGAGAAUCUACAAGUAACCACUAGCAGCAGUGGUGUAUCGGCACCAGUUUUAGGUCUGUUACUCAGCGACGGACCGUUACGUAUUAUAACGCAAGGCCAGGAGCUGACAUCUGACUAUGAUGAGCGCAGUUUGGGUGAUGCAGGUUUCAAGGACAACCAGAUCGUUUAUGUGUCGUUGGGUGGCCGCGGUGCACGACGCAAAGAGACAAAUCUCGAUCACCCAUCCAUGCAGCCACCGCCGCCGAAAGAGUGUUUACCCACAGUAUUAUUGCUGCAGCCGCGCUACUUUGAGAAGCUCUUCUGUUUGAUGCAGACGCUGGGCGAUAUGAAGCCGCAAAAUAGCAAUUUACAAAUGCACACCAAAGCUCAAUUGCUGUCACGGCGCGUGUGGGACAUACUGGCCAUACUACCAACCAAUCCACUGAUACUGGAUGCAUUUAAAGGACUCAGUAAUGAUUUGAACGCGUUCGAGCGGCUCACCAGCGAAGAGGAGCAGGCCAAUAAACGCAAGGAGAUCAAGCAGAAGUUGAAUGAAUUGCUCGAUGCCAAUAAUCUACAGAAAUUCAUGUACUCAUUGCACAUUGUGGAGAGUCUAACGGUGAAUAGUGUGCUGCAACAGAAAGGCUCAGGUGGCAACAAUACAACGUGUUGUGGCUUUGGAGGCGGUGGUGUUAAUGGCAAUGUUAUACCCAUGGAUCAAUAUGUGCGUAGCAGUAAGAGUGGUAGCGGCUCGUCGAAGCGUAGUUCGAGCCGCCGUCGGAAUAGCAACGAAAACUGUAAUGCAAAAGAAGAGAGUAAGCGCAACUGUGGCAACAGCAGCGGCGGUAGCAGCAGUUGCAGUGGUAGUGGCAGCGGUAGUGGUAGUGGCAGUGGCAGUAGUGCUGGCACCGCAUUGGAAUCUCUGUCGCGCAAGGACAACUUCGAUAGCACGGUACAAAAGGAGGCCGCCGGUAGUGCCAGCGAUGAAGUGGCCAGUGAGGAUAUGCCGAAUCAUGACAAAGAAAAUAAUCAACCAUCAGCGGGACGACCACAUAAGCGGCUGAAACGUAGCGACAGCAAUGCCAACUUGAAUGAUGAUAAAGAGAGUCGACUUGUGAUCAGCGCUGUGGAUACAGGUAGUGGCGCUGCCGUUAGCGGCGGUACAAGCGGAGGAGUAUGCGCAACCACAGCUGGCAAUGCACGUUCUGCACACGAUCUCAAAUGGAGUGAGGUUUUCGUACGCUGCGGCGGUUUGCGUUUGCUUUAUGAGAUUUUCAUUUCCGGACAGCUGCAGCAAAGUGCCCAUCCGUGCGAAAUGCUCAACGAGUGGCGCCACGAUUGUUUAGCUAGCCUUUUGCGUGUGCUCUGGCUCUUGGGUUUUGAAGAGGUACAGGCCGAGGAUAUGCAUGUCGUAGUUUCUCGGCCACAUGCUUUUAUGCUUGAACUCAUGAAUGUCGACCCAUGUCUGCGCCGAUUGGCAUCCAUACUUAACGACGAGGCCUAUCAGAACUAUGCCUCGCUGAUACCGACCACACAGUAUCAAUACCAGUACCCAUACCAAUACCAUCAUUUGCGCACUGGCUUCUGGGGUCGCGCGCAAGUCGUACAAUUCACUAUGAAUAUAAUGGUGAGCUUUGUUCACGCAUCCGCGGAAGCACGUCGCCUUCUAUGGACCCAGGCGGAUUAUUGUAGUUGGGUACAAAAAUUCAUACUGGAGGAUCCCGAGCCGGCGGUAAGGCGUGAAAUAUGUGCUGGACUCUAUCGCAUUUGCUUGGGCAAUGCGCAAAGCUAUCAAGUGCUCUUAGCGCCAUUGCUGCGUAAGCUUAUCUCGUUCUUGCCGCUGGCCGAGAAGAUGACGUCUUAUGUGCAGCACACGCAGUAUUUGUUGUCAGAUGAGGGCAAGGAGCCCUAUGGACCUGCGUGCCGCGAUUACUUUUGGCUGCUUGCGCGACUUGUGGACACCAUGACACCGGACAUGGUGAAGUGCUCACUGGAUGGUGAAAGCGAAGGAGAGGCUAUUGAUAUUGAACGCUUGUGCCAGUCUGUUUCACAAAGCAUACUGACACGCGAUUUCUUUGAGACCCGGCAUGGCUAUCAGGACGAUGGUCUCGUCGGACUCAUCAAUUUAAUGUCGAAUUUCGUCAAGUACGAUCCAACCUUCAAGUUCAGCGGUUCGGCUUUACAAUUCAUCGACAAAAUAUUUGAGUUUCUCUUUGACAUGCCAUCACCGUUGAACCGACACAAGCCGAAAUGCAAAUCGGCUACAUCGCGCGCUGCCGCUUACGACUUGUUGGUAGAGUUGUGUAAAAAUUGUCCCAAGAACUAUGUGUUCUUGCACACGAAGCUUCUGGCACAGCAUACACCCGGCGUUAAGGCGCCAUAUCCGUGGGAUUAUUGGCCACGCGACGAAGGCCGCUCCGAGUGCGGCUAUGUGGGUUUAACGAAUUUAGGUGCCACUUGUUAUAUGGCCUCUUGCAUACAACACCUGUAUAUGAUGCCACAGGCACGAGCGGCUAUACUGAAUGUACCACCGACCGGCUCACAAAAGCAUGGACCAACUCUUUUGGAGUUACAACGCAUGUUCGCUUAUUUACUCGAGUCAGAACGUAAAGCAUACAAUCCACGGUCCUUCUGUCGUGUCUAUCAGAUGGACCAUCAGCCGUUGAAUACGGGCGAGCAAAAAGAUAUGGCGGAAUUUUUCAUAGACCUUGUCUCGAAGUUGGAGGAGAUGACGCCGGAGUUGAAAGAUCUUGUAAAGCGUCUAUUUUGCGGAACCCUCAGUAAUAAUGUGGUCUCGUUAGAUUGUGGUCACGUCUCACGCACAGCUGAGGAAUUCUACACUGUCCGUUGUCAGGUUGCCGACAUGCGCAAUCUACAGGAAUCCCUGGACGAGGUCACCGUUAAGGACACUCUUGAGGGUGACAAUAUGUACACGUGUUCACAGUGCGGCAAGAAGGUGCGUGCUGAGAAACGCGCCUGCUUCAAGAAACUACCACAAAUUUUGUGCUUCAAUACGAUGCGUUACACCUUCAAUAUGGUAACAAUGCUUAAGGAGAAAGUGAACACGCACUUCUCCUUCCCCAUGCUCUUAAAUAUGACAGACUAUGUAGAGAAGACGCUGAUGCCGCACCAAUAUAAGGAGGAGCGUGAGAAACGCCAACAAGAGCUGGAAAAGAAGAAAACUGGCGCUGAAGAUGCCAACAAAGCCAUGGAUGACGACAUUGAGGAAUGUCUAGAAUAUGAGCUAGUUGGUGUAACUGUACACACGGGCACAGCAGAUGGCGGUCAUUACUACAGUUUCAUUAAGGAACGUAACAAGUCGGCACUGCAACACGAUCGCUGGUUUCUAUUCAACGAUGCUGAGGUGAAACCGUUCGAUCCCUCUCAAAUAGCGGCCGAAUGCUUUGGUGGCGAAAUGACAAGCAAGACUUACGACUCUGUGACGGAGAAGUAUAUGGACUUCAGUUUUGAGAAGACCAACUCGGCCUACAUGUUAUUUUACGAAAGGCGUCUGCCAGAGCACCUAAAACAACGACACACCGAGCUCUUAGCAUCGCCCACAGCGAGUUCGCGCACAACAGAGGCCACUGAAAAAGCGAGUGCACACAAAGAUGAUGAAGAAUUAGCCGUUAAGUCAGCGGCGGACAAAACCGAAACCAUCGAAGCAGUUGAAAAUGAAAAGAGCGAUACUGAAAUGACAAACAUUGAGGUGAAUAACGCGCACAGCGAAAAGCCGGAGACUAGCGGUGCUGAUACGGCAAGUAAUGAGCCGCAGGCAUCCACUUCUGCUGCAGCAGCUGCAACGGCUUCAAGCACAAAGUUGACAACGGAGGCUGGCGCUAAAAGCGCACGCAUGCACAUACCAAUUUUGAAUAAAGAACUGGAGGACUGGAUAUGGCAGGAUAAUCGGCAAUUCUUGCAGGAUCGCAACAUCUUCGAGCACACAUAUUUCAACUUUAUGUGGCAAAUAUGUGGACACAUUCCACAAACACUGCUGGCGCAAACCGACGUCACUUGCAUGGCAGCCAAGUUGUCAGUUUCAUUCUUCAUAGAAACCUUCAUACACGCCAAGGAGAAGCCCACAAUGGUGCCGUGGAUUGAGUUGUUAACGAAGCAAUUCAACGCCAGCCAAGAGGCGUGCGAAUGGUUCCUCACGCAUAUGUCCAUCGAACCGUGGUGGCCCGUACAAGUGCUUAUACAAUGUCCCAAUCAAAUGGUGCGCCAAAUGUUCCAGAGGCUCGUUAUACAUGUCGUACAAAGGCUAAGAUCUUCGCAUGCGCAUUUGUAUUUGAAAACUGAUACCGAUGAUGAUGGCAAAGAGGUGAUGGGCAAUGCCUCAUGCGUAACACGUUUCAUAAGCUCGUUGAUAUUGCUGAUGGAACACGGUGCUAAAGCGCAUUUGCGACAUUUGUCCGAAUUCUUCGGUCUGCUCUUUGAGUUUUCGCGCAUGGGCGAUGAGGAGACGGUGUUUUUGCUGCGCAUCAAUGUGAUAAAGAGCGUGGCCGAUUUUUACUUAGGCAAUAAGACACAGGAUUGUAUCGAUGUUGGCUCCGAUAACGAUGAUAAUUCGUCCGAUGAGGCUUUGUCUGUGGACAAAACACGUCCGGCAUCGCUGGACAAAAUGAUUGCGUUGGUGGCGAAUUUAGUGGAACGUUCGCGUGGACAAGAUUUCCGAUUGCGUCUCUCAACUAAAGAUUACAAUGCGAUAGCCGGAGGAAAGGGUUUUCCUUUCUUGUACCAACAAAUCAAGGAUAACAUUAAUCCUCAUCAAACCAAGCACCUUAUACAUGCACUUUGCCGUUGGGAUGAUCGUUUGGCGAAUCAAAUAAUCACCAUGCUCUUCUCGUCUGUAACCAAGCACACGGAACUCUGCGGUCCAUUUUUCAAGCUCCUGACCUUACUUACCGAAACUCAAGGCGGUCCCUCUGGUUUGCCUUGUUUCUCUCAACUGGUGCUGCAGCGUGUUUGGGACGCCGCGGAGUACUGCCCCCAGUCGGCACUCGAUUGGCUUGCUUUCCAAGCGCCAAAAAAUAAAAUCGCACAUGCUUGGAUACUGCAAUCGGCCGAUAACUGGGUGGAGCAGUAUUUGUUGGCGCAUAAUAAUUCGCGCGUGCGCAACGCGGCUGCGUAUUUGCUAGUGUCGUUGGUGCCAUCGCAACCGUUCAGAGCGAACUUCCGCACACACUCGCUGCAUAAAUUAUCAGCACAUGUCUAUCGCGAUUUGAAUAGCGACGCUCAAAUUAUUUUGCACAACAUCAUCAAUCUGCUACUGCGCCUGCUGCGUCCAGCGACGCGCGCUUAUGCAGACAUCGGUGUGCAUGGCACAACCAAGCUCACAACUUACUUUAGCCUACUUAGUUAUUGUAUGGUUUCAAAGACUGAAAAACUAAUGAUCGGGCCCUAUAUGCGUUCGCUUUGGGAUCUAUUUCAUCCGCGCUUGUCGGAGCCCAGCGUGCCAGCACAUCACAACAAGCAUGCGCUACUGGCAUUUUGGCAUCACUCGAUUGUCGAUUGUCCGGAGAAUGCGCUCAUUGUCGCCAAUUGUCACGAAAUAACACGAAAUAUUGCAUUUAAUUAUAUACUCGCGGACCAUGACGACUCCGAGAUCGUGGCCUACAAUCGCGCAAUGCUGCCGGCAUAUUAUGGACUCUUGCGUUUAUGUUGCGAACAAAGUCGUGCACUCACACGCCAACUGGCCGCACAUCAGAACUUGCAGUGGGCUUUCAAGAACAUAACGCCACAUCCGACGCAGUACGCGGCCGCGGUCGAUGAGCUCUUUAAGCUGAUGGCAUUGUUUGCGGCGCGCCAUCCGGAUGCCAGCGAACAGGAGCAGCAUGAGGUGUCUACAUUCCGUCGCACAACACUUUCGGCGUACUUGACUGGAUUGGAUGCGCGCGUCUCCUGGGGCACGCUUAUAAAUGCACUGCGCAUUUUGGUGGACAACGACGAAGACCGACUGCUCGUCAUCUACAAUGGUGGCAUUGAGAUGUGUUUUGAGGCGCUGCAUACGCUACAUUCCAUGCAUCACGAAGCAACCGCUUGCCACGUGUCCGGCGAUCUACAGGAACUGCUCAGCGAAUUGGUAUUACUGCUGACUACGCUGCGCAUGAGCACACGUCUGGAUGCGCCGUCGGCAGCAGCUAACGCCAACAAAAAGCAGCUACAGCAGCAACAGCAACAACAGCGUUUGCCCGACGCCGUCAAACGAUUGGCCACCUUUCUCAAUACAUUCAAUCCACCGGAAAUCUGCCGCUUAUCGCUCGAAGUACUCAAAGAGUUGGUGCGCAAUCCCAGCUUAGAUGUGACCAGUAUACUGGCACCCAUACUCAUCAACUGCCAUCUCUCCGUGGCAAAUGCGCCGAGUAAUAUCGGACCGUUGGGUCCGUAUUUUCCACGACGCGGCAACAAAGCGCCCUGGCCAACUAUGUCGAAGAAUACGCCACGCCCACCACGCCCCAUGGUGCAGAUGAGCAUUCCUCAUGGCGAGAUACUACAGAAAGGUGUUGAUAUCGAAUACGACGCACAAGUGGAGGCAUUCUAUCGUCCGUAUCAUGAUUUUCUGGACGUGAUGAUGCGCAUGGCGGUGAACACAAAUCAACUGAAUGAGACACUGGUGAAACUGAGUUGUUUGGUGGCGAUAGAAGCGGCACCUUUGCACUUCAAUUUGUUUCCCAAAUUUUGGGUGGGCAUCUACAACAACAAAACCACAAACAAAUACUCCGAGUUGCUUAUCAACAAUCAAUACCUGGUGGAAUAUAUACACAUAAUCUUGCGCGAUGAGCGUGUCUCGCUCAGUGAUCAUUACAUAAGAAACUUCUUAGAAAUCUAUUAUCCGAAGAUAUCCGCCCAGCUGCCCAUAGCCCGUCUGCUUUACACGAUCAGCUAUUCGAUGCACUCAAAGGAGGAUCUCGAUGAUCUCUGUGGCGAUUUGUUUGCCAUCCGUGUGAUAGCUCAAUGUACAGGUAUACCGACUUCCGUCCGCAAACAGUUGAGAGGCUCACUGAAAGCACUGCUGUACAAGAGUUCGCGCUAUCAGGAAGUAGCCGAAUUGGAGAUAACACAAAACAAGAAGCCGAAAAUAGCUGAAAAAUCACCGACGAAAUUACAUGAAGAAGAAGCGCGUGCAAAAAGUCCGCCUGUGAGCACCAACCCGAAAAACAGCACACCGACACCGAAGUUGGGCGGCGACACGAAGGAAGCUGCUGGCGACGUGGCAAUGGAGGUAGAUAGCGAAGUUGAGACCAAUAAGAGUGGUAACGAAGUCAAGAACGGAGUAGAGGCUAUGGAAACUGAUAAAUCUCCGCUUGGCGACAAGAAGGAUGCCAGUGGUGACAAUGAACAUAAAAGCGAUGAUUCCAUGACUGAAAAGAACGAAAAUGAUGCGGAACAUACUGCCAAAAUAAGCCCAGAAAAACCCGACAAAGACGAAAUUGAAGAGAAAGAAAAGAAAAAUGACGAAGAAACGAAGAAAUCGACACCAACGAAAAUGUCCAAACCGGAUGCUGAGGAAAACGCGGCCAGUAGUAGUCAAGGUGGUGCUACCACGAGCCCCAAAGCUAUAGAGCAGAGCAAGAGAGCCGAGCAAAAGAAACCCACGGAGGUGCGUCUGUACGAGGAGCAUGAAAAGCGCAUCAAACUUUUGCUCACCAUGGAAACAUACAUCAAGAGCAUACUCGUGCUGAUGCAACGCGACGAGUGCAGCACUUCGCCAACACCGGCUGCACACGGCGGCGGAGAUGAGAGUGAAGCGGCAGCAGACAUAUCGGAGGUGGUCAGUAAAAGAGGAGCGAGUGUUGCAGUGGCGCCCACAACGCCAUCACCCUCUUCAGGCUCGGCUGGCAACCGUACCGAUUCGACACCCGAAAAGUGCGAGGAGCAGACAACAUUACAGUGCAAGGAGCAAAGCGAUGCAAAGGCGGGAGACUCAAGCGACAGCCACAACUCGCCAACUAAGUUGCACGCUAACAAAGCAACGGAUAAGGGAGAGAAUGACUUAAUAACAGCAAAUGCAAAUACAAAUACAAAUCCCACAACAACGAUGACACCAACGCCCACGAUAUCGGCGGCCAGCGCAGCCGCAUUACAUUCUCAACAGAUUUAGUUAUCAUUCAAUGAUUUGCUGAAUAUUUUGUUUUUCGGUAAACUGCUGGAAUAGUGCCGCCACUAAGUUGAAAGUUGAGUGCGAGUGCAUAGUGUAGGGCGCAUGCGCAAGCGCGUUUUAGUUGCAAAGGCGAUAACAUUUUUGUUAACUCUUACACAAGUAAUUAUUGUUAUAUGCCAGUAAAAAUUAUGUACUUUACACACACACUUAAAGCAAAGUUCAUUAGCCCAUUAGAUAUUUUUGAAAGUUCAUUCAACCGUUAUUUUGAUUUAUCGCCCUACAACGUGCUGAAGUACCUUUUGCUUAAGCUAGGUAGAACUUUACUAUAUAUGUACUAUAAUAAUAAUGAAAUUUGAAUUUUUUCCCACUUGUGUGCUUGUUCUUAUCCAAACACACACACACCCAACCCACACCUGCUUAGUGAAUGUUAUUUAGUUAGCUGUCCAAGUGCAGUGCAAUGCAUUGACUUGAACGCUUCAUUUGUUUCUUUUGUUUUUGUGUAACACGAUUUAACAACGUAUUACAUGUAUAACAUACAUAAACAUAUAUAUAUAAAAAUAUUAAUCCUAAUAAAGAAUAUAUGAUGCUAUUAGAAUUUCUGGCCCAAGGUCAAAAAUACGUUCAUACAUAUAAUACAUGUGUGAGAAGAGUAGAAACGAAAACAAAAACGAAAAAAAUUGCUAACCUAAGGUUGGCUGUGUGAGGACAACAAAAAAAAAAAACAAAGAAACAAAAAAUAAUAUUAAUAAAAAUAAAAGUAAACUGAAUUUUUAAUUAGGCAACACGUAAAUUGCUAUUUACUGCAUAAUUUUCAGUUUGAGAUCAGCUGAAGAGAGACAUUUAUUUCUCCAAUGCUUGCAAUUUCAAAUCAAAAUUUAUACAUACAUAUAUACGUAUAUAUAAUGUAUAUCUACAUAUAUAUAUACACGCCCAUUCAAAAUUUAGGUGUCAUAAGCAAAGUUCCUAUUUUCUAUUUAAGC